AUGAAAUAUCCCUACGCUCGUGAGCAUCAUAUUGCUGAGUUAGCUGUCUUACGCGCCUCGAUCCUCACAAACCGGGUUCAAUCCACUGUCAGCGUAAUCUCCAAGUAUGAUGACUCGCCAGUGACUAUUGCCGACUUUGGAGCGCAGGCCCUUCUCAUCAAGGCUCUUCAUGAUGCCUUCCCAGAUGAUAAAUUCUUGGGCGAGGAAGAUUCGGCUGUUUUGAGAGCCGAGGUAGCUCUCAGGAACAAGGUUUACGAUCUUGUGUCAUCGACUGUGGGAGUGAGUGAUCCGCAGGCCUACGGUGCUUUGUUGCCAAAGCUAAGAUCUGUGGAGGAGAUGUUGGAUUUAAUUGACCUUGGUGGGCGUGGAACUGGGGGCGAUAAGGGGCGUUUCUGGGUUAUGGAUCCCGUGGACGGCACUGCAGCAUUCUUGAAAGGUCAACAAUACGCCGUUUCUCUAGCUCUUAUUGAGGACGGACGAGAAGUUGUUGGUGUUCUAGGUUGCCCAAAUAUUAGUGCCAAAAUGACCAGACUUUCGGAGGAAAAUGUCGAGAAAAAUGGUCUUGGCAUCAUGCUCUCAGCCACCCGUGGUCAAGGAUCGUCUAUUCGGAAAAUGACUUUGUAUGGGCUCGAAGACGCUAUUCCUUUGCAUGACCUUGCGCCUUCCAGCUCUGAAAAGCUACAUAUCAUCGACUGCGCCGCUGCCACAGACUGCCGCCACGAUGUUGUCGCUUGCCUCGCUAAUGUUUUCGGUACGAUUUACCCCAAUACAGAGAUUUGGUCGUCCCAUAUUCGAUACGCUGCUCUCAUUAUAGGUGGCGGUGAUGUGCAGUUCUUCGUGCCGACAAGUCCAGCAUGCCAGAUACAUAUAUGGGAUCAUACAGGCGCGCAGUUGAUUUUCACUGAACUCGGAGGAAAGGUGACAGACCUGGAUGGGAAAACUAUGGACUUUGGGGCCGGGAGAGAUCUAAGUCGAAAUAAGGGACUGAUUGCAGCAAGGGGAGAGAUCCAUAAGACUGUGCUUGACACGAUGAAAAAAAUAUUGGAAGAAAGGAGAGAAGGAAAAGCUCAAUUGGUGUAG
Penicillium canescens is the source of this 1080-nucleotide messenger RNA. RefSeq names its product inositol monophosphatase family protein. Bases 1 to 1080 code for a protein of 359 amino acids. Gene Ontology annotation, biological process: sulfate assimilation. The record is from RefSeq and is a predicted model, not a curated record. Gene Ontology annotation, molecular function: 3'(2'),5'-bisphosphate nucleotidase activity. The transcript has a single exon. Lineage: Eukaryota; Fungi; Ascomycota; Eurotiomycetes; Eurotiales; Aspergillaceae.